Molecule: messenger RNA, 7584 nt
Organism: Symbiodinium sp. CCMP2456
Lineage: Eukaryota; Dinophyceae; Suessiales; Symbiodiniaceae
Source: the annotation of a GenBank genome assembly
AUGACCCUCCGUAUCGGUGCCGCGAUCCUCUUUGGAGCGGUGAUUCCAUGGAAGCCAGCAGCCUCUCCUGGUGAAGCUGCUGAAGGCCCGCAUCGACCUCGGCCUCCUCUUGACGACGAGGAUCGAGAUGUACAGCUUCGCGGGCAAUUCAUUUUGCAAGAUUCUUUUGCAGGGUCGGAAGCUGCCUCGUCCUCUGAGCAUGUGACGUCGGCACCCGUCGCUCAUGUGAACGAAAGCUGCGGUGAGGACGCUGGUCUACCCCGACGGCGCGAUUCUCCGGUUGAUGAUCAAGCUCGGCGGGAGCUGAGCCCCGGGGAGGACCACCAGAGCACGAUCCCGAACAACAGGAACGAGAUGACCUCUCCCAUCCCAGCGGCCAUUGGAGAAUGGAUGCCCCGUGCGCUGGCACGGCUGCAGCGACUACGGGUGCAAGGACUUGGCUGGGAGUUGGCGUGGACGCAGGUCGUGCGCAAUAUCGACCAGAGAGGGGACAAGCAGUACUGGAAGUGGUCCAAGCGAGAACUUCGAGGACUCAGGAUGGAGUUUGGACCGGCAGUGCAGUGGCACCUCUACGACAGCGAUGACCCGCACAACCUUGAGUAUGCAUGGGCCGAUUGGGUGGAGGAAUGUGCCCACAGCACCUACCGGGAUGCCACCUCCCGAUUCAGAGAGCAGCCCGUUGACCGCGCCCCUGACUCCCCACACCAGCUCUGUGACAUCGACAUGUUGCCAGCUUUGCCGGCAUCGCCCCAAAGCGCCACUUCAAGCUCCAACGCCUCUGACUCCGACCCGGACACCCCCGGGACAGACACGGAAGAGGUGAACCUUCUUGGCCUGCAACAGACUGUCGCAGCAACGUCCUUUUACCUGGGACGGUCUUUCCAUGAAGAGGACACCCUCUCCACGGCGCCCAGAUGGCUUCAAGAUGCGGUGGAACGAUUGCAGUUGCUUCUCGACAGGGGGAUGGAAACCACGGCACUCCAGCGGGACGUUGUCGUCACCAUCCGAGCCACUGAUGACCAGCGGUUCGUUGACGACAUGGAACCGCGGAUGAACUUGAUCCUCCGGGCGUUGCAGGAGUACGACCCGAUUCAGGACGACCCCGUUAUUGACCGCAUGGGGGCACCGUCUCAGGAAGAGAUUACGGAGCUCCUCGCAUGGUUGACAGGGCAGCUGCGACACAGAUGGCUUAUGCAGGUCUGCCCCAUUGCGACGAGGAACAUGAUUCAUGAGAGCACGAUGCAGCGACUGGGAUACAGGGUACCAGUACGGGGUCAACGAUCUGAAGAGGAAGAACAGGAACGGAGAACUUUGUCCCGCUCCCGCACCCCGCAUAGACGCCCGAGUAUCAGGCCGCAUGAUGGCCAGGAUGAUGAAAGUGCUCCGGACCAGCUCAGCCUUUUCCAGCACCACCUGAAUCCUGGCAGAACGUGGGAGCAACUCCUGGAUGUCCUGGACGCAUGGCACCAAGAAGGGCGAGCGACCGAUAUGGCACUCGCCAUGCUCCGGCGAGGAUUCACGCGAGACCACAGCAAACCUUUCACCGGCUGGGUUUGUCACGACCGCACUCCCCCGUGCUUUUACCAGUGGGCCACGCAAAUGGAAGCACACCUCUACCAAGCCUUUCAAAGGGAGGGACCGACGGAGGCGGACCACGACAUCGGGAGCCCCGCCGAUCCGACAGGGGCGGACACAGGGACCGAGGCAGAGACUCCAGAUCUCCACGCCGACCCAGGGAGCGGGUCACCCGCGAGGCACUCUUUGCCGGAUGCUGACGACGUGGUGGAAGUGAUUCCGGAGACUGAGGAGGGGGCAGAGAGGGCAACGGGUAGUGGUGACCGAAUCUCUAGGCGCCCUCGUGACUUCGAAGAGAACCUCCCACCGGGCGUCCCUGACCUGCGAGAACCUAUGACAACGGAUCAGGCAGCCGACCUCUGGCUCUUCCUGCUCUUUGAUAGAAGCUUUUAUCAAAGGGAGUCCGCAGGGCGAGUUCCCGAGCACUGGCUGCCCAGGACUCUGCAGGAUGAUAUUUGCAGGUAUGUCUCACACAUGUCUCGAGAGAACAGGGCUAUCUUCGUCCUGGCGAUUGUCCACGUGCUGCGCUACCUCAUGGUGGAACUUGGGGAGGCAACCCGCAUUGGUGAGGCAGUGAGUGACCUGCGGGAUGGACUGGAGACCCUUGACCUGGACGAAGAGGAGCCGGACGAGGCCGCCAUGAUGCAAAAGUUCGACCUCACAGGGGGAAAGGAUAGUAUGGAAGGGCGGUGGAGCCGCCUCCUGCUUCGUUUGCAAACCUCUUUGAGUGGGGUAUCGGCGGCAGUCCGCCGCGGCAGGGCCCUGAUGCUCCGUGCGGCCAUGACAACAAUUUCGCCUGGCACUGUGGCUGCUGAGCGGUCAGGACAACUACAGGCUCUCAUUGUGGCCUACCUGGACGAUGUCACCUCGGGCGCGAAUGAUGUGGACAUGGACACAGCUUGGAUUCACCACUGGAGCCAGGAACUCACCGCGCUCUUGCCGGGGAUUACCUUGCCACCUGCAGUUGUGACCGGGGAGGAAGAAGGCAAUCGUGCCAAGAACCAAGCUGAGAAACCUGGGAAGCACCUGGGACAAAUGGUGGCGGCCGACGCGGAGGAGGACGACAUCUCCCAUUGCCAGGCAGCUGAUGGUCAAGCUCAGGAGAUGGACUACCUCAGGCAGGAGGCUGAGGAGUUUCUACAGUGGGAGCGCAGACUGGUCGAGGCGGAACUUGAACGGCGAGUGGAGGUCACAAAGCGUCGAAGAUGUGUUCUGCGCUUGGAGGAGUUCGAGAAGCUCUACGAUGCCUGGCAGAAAGGUGACCUCUCCUCAGCGGAUGUCAUGGGUCAACACGGACGGGAAGUGCUGGAGCUCAUGGAAGCUCAGCAAGUUGUGGCUGCUGCGGAGGACGAGUCGAUGAAUGCAGCCCAGGGACAGGUGGUGGAAGCUCCUGUGCAUCAGCAAACAGCGCUGCCAGCUCCCUCUGGCUCUACGGGUGACCAUGGCCGAGAAAACCUGGAGAACGACUACAAGCCUGAUUACGGCACCUUCGUUCGGCUCUAUGACAUCUGGAAGAAAGGGUUUGUGGCUGACAACUAUGUCACUGAUAGCUAUGGGGCAUCAUGGUUGCGGCUGUUUCAGCAGUGGCGAGCCUCUGGGUUCCCUGCCAUCAUCGCGGAGCUGCCAUCGAUCGUUUGCAUGCCUCCGACGGAACCAGGACCUGCACGUCCUGAGCACGACAACCCUGCCCCCGCUACUGACCCAGAGACUGAUGUUGCCGGCCAACCUACGCAACAUGAGUCGCCGAUCACACCGGUCGCACUGGAUGAGCCGACGGCCUCUACAUCUACCUGGGUCAGUUUCGACACCGGCUUUCAUCAGUGGAACAGGGGUGAGAUUUCGGAUGAGCAAGUUGUUGCCCUUGGUGGAGAAGAAUGGCUGAGCCUCUAUUACCGUUGGAGACUAUGGGGGCGAGGGCACAUUCUUCCUGAAGCUCGUGCUUUACUGGGUGAAACAAGAGCAGUCGGUGUGCAAAGUAUACUUUCGGAUCAACGAGCCGGCUGGUGGCUUGACAGUCGGCAGCCGUUCUCCCGGUUUCGGCGUGUGUACUGGCAGUGGCACCAUGGCGAAAUCCAAGAUGGGGAGGUCCUUACAACCUAUGGGGAAAGCUGGCUCCGCCUGUUCUUCGACAUCGCCAAGAACGGGGUUGAUGCACACAGGGCACAGAUAUCCGAAGUAGUCACAUGGGACGUAUGGACUCUGAUGCCGGGGAGCGACGCGGGUGACGGCAUACUCGGCGACCAGUACAACCGGAUGAAAAGAGGGAGGUCCCUGAAUGCUAAACUGAUCCUCAAUCCGUACUGGCCUGGAGCCGCUGAAGAGCUUGUGCAUAGCGGUGCUCCGCCCGCAGUCAGCACUGGUAACGAGGCGGAAGCCGAUGCCGCCUACCGAGCGAAGGAGCUUCAGGAUGCCGCUGAUGCAGGCCGCGAGGCCGCGGCUUUAGCCGCCGCCGAACAGGUCGCGAAGGCCAACGCUGAGGCAGCCGAGAAAGCUCGGGAAGCCGAGGCGGCUCACGCGGCCCGGCUCGCGGCAGAGCAAGCGGCCGAAGCGGCCAUGGCCGAAGCGGCACAGAUGCGGGCCGAAGCCGAGGAGGCUCGUCGUCAAGCAGAGGACGCGCAGCGAGUGAAGACGUCCGAGGCAAAGGCACGUCGAGAUGCAGAAAAGCGCCAGACAGAAGCCGAGGAGGCAAUGAAGGUCGCUGCCAAGCAGGCCACAGAAGCGGCUGCCGCCGCCAAGGCCCAGGCUCGGGCUGCCUCCGAAGCGGUGCGCUCGGCUGCCGGCUCUCAGGUGGCCUCAACUGAAGUCGUGAGUGAUGCGGAUGCAGCAAGGCGUUCCGAAGAUCUGCGGCAGCAGGCGCAGGAGGAACUCCAGCGUGCACAGGGAAGUGGUGUGCCGCAGCUGCCCUUGUCGCAGCUGGAGCAGAAUCGCUCCACGCUUCUGGUCUCAGCUACGGAUGCAGCUCAGAUGGGAGAGCUCACUUCCCGGAGUCUCGGAAAGAUCUCCGCCACGGGGAGCGAGGUUCUGAGAGAUGUCUUCGACAUCGCCGCAAUCAGCCUGGUGGCCGACAUUGUCGAUGUGGGCAAAGGUGAGCACUACAAGCACUGCUUCUCUGUCUUGGGCCCGGCCGGGGCCCCGCCGCCCCCCCUUGCGCUGGCGCUCUCCCGGGCAGUGCUGCUUCGACAAAUUACCAAGUCCGGCCCUGCCACGUUGCUGCACCUUCUUGAGGUCCACUGGCGGGAAUCACCCAAGACAGCGUGGCUCAGUGCGGUCUACAAGGACGUGGUCCAUGUUGCGCAGUACAUGCCUGCUGCUCAAGCACUCUUGGGGACUUCCGAUGUCCUUGCGUCGUUGCUGGAUGCCGUCAGAGAUGAUUUGUACUGGUGGGUCCGGCAGGUCAAGGCAGCCUGCAAGCUCGCCGUCGCUGACAUGGAGGCGUGGUGUCACCGGCAGCCCAUGCCGGUUGUGCCUACGCCGACUGAACCAUUGUCCGGGCAAGUCCCUGCUGAGUCUGUCAACUUCGUGUGCCCCUGGUGCCCGGCAACCUUCCCCAAAAGGAAACACCUGGGGGCACAUAUGGCGCGAUCGCAUGGAGUAUACUCCCCUGUGCGGCACAUCGUGUACCACGACACGUGUGUGCACUGUCUCCGCUGUUUUCGCACCAUUGCGAGACAUCAGGCUCAUUUGAAGCACAACGACGAGUGUUUGAUGCAAACGUGCCUACGGGUGCCCACCAUGCCGAUCUCCGAAGUCAGGGAGGUCGAGGGAGCUGAGUGCCGACGGGCCAAGAGCAUUCGGCGAGGAGCCUGGGCGGCCUUCACGGCUGCACUUCCCACCGUCCAGACACUGGGACCCAGGUCCAUCACUGAGUCUCUGCUCCUUACGGAGGAGGCUGCUAGGGCCAAGGCGCAAGAGGAAGCUGAGGCAGCGGCAUGUGCUGCGGCAAUGGAGGCAGCAAUGGAGGAAGCGGCAGUGGCAAAGAGGCGAGCAGAGGCCGAGGAGAGAGCACGUGCUGAGGCCACUGCGGCCGCACAAGCUGCUGAAGAGGUCCGUAUUGCUCAGGCCGAGAUGCAGAUAGCAUCACGACUCGCCCACGAAGCCGCAGCUGCUGCCAAGGCGAAAGCGCGUUCGGUCGCGGAGUCCUACUCGUCUCAGGCAGCGAAACGGCCUUUUCAACAGUCAUGCACUUGCCGCUGCCUGGCAUGGGAUUUCGGUGGUGGCAAGAUGAGAAGAUACUUCUCUCGAGGCAUAGCAACGGACAGCGUCAGCCUGGCAAACCAGCUUGCAGAAGCCGGCGAGGCGCAGAAAGUGCGAGAGUUGUUGGAGCCACUCUUGACGGGCGGGGAAAAGAAGCCCUUCUUGUUCAACAUCGUGCUGAAGGCUUAUGCCAAUGCCGCUGAUCUGCUAGGAGCGGAGGCCUGGUACCGGCGGAUGCUCGCGUCGAAAGUGAGUCCAAAUGUCAAGACUUUUGGCAAGCUCUGCAAAAGCGCCGCCAAAGCACGGCAGCCUCUGAGCGCCGAGCGAUGGUUCUUCCGGGCUGCAGAGCGGUUGCCGGUGUCCUCCGUGCAUUUGGGGACACUUCUGGACGCUUGCAAAGAGGAUCCUCAACGUGGGGAGUCUUGGCUUCGCCGAAAAGAGCUUCUGAAUCUGGAUCUCCCUAAGAGCUCCGAAGAAGUCGCGCCGACUUCGACGUCGCCUGCGGCUUACGGGGCUUCCCUGGCAGCCUGGGCCAAGUCUGGCGACCUCAGGAGUGCCGAAAUGGCAUUUCAUCGGGCUGUGCGUGAAGGUGGCGUCAGCUCGCGGCUUUGGGCAAUCUUAUUAGAUGCAUACUCGAAGAGCAGUGCCACCGCGAAGGCUGCAGAAUGGUUCCAAGCUGGAAUUGAGAUGCACCUCAAGCCUUGCGCCGUGAGCUACACAUCUGUUAUGGAUGCUUUUGCUCGAACUAGAGACAGUCCCGCUGCCGAGAAGUGGAUGCUGGCACUGAUUCGGGACGGCAUCCGAUUGGAAAACCCGUCAUGCGUGGUCCUUCUGGGAUCGUGGGCAAAGAUGGCAGAAGUUGAGCGUGUGGAAGCUUGGAUGGGGCGAAUGCGAGCUGCAAAGGUGUAUUUGGACAUAAUGGCACACACGGCUCUCAUAUCGGCUUGCGCUGCAGCCGGAGACGCCGAAAAGGCGGAAGCGGUGCUUCAGGAGCUCUGCACUGCUGGACUUGAGCCGGAUGUGGUUCCUCAUACGGCCGUGGUCCAGGCUCACCUCAAGUCGCAUCAUCCGGAACGCCUCGCCCGUGCCUGCAACGCCAUGGAGCGGAUGAUGAGCGAUGGGAUUGCACCAAAUGCGCUGAGUUUCGGUCUCCUGAUUGGAGGCUUUGCAUCCGAAGGCCACACUGCUGAAGCAGAGGACUGGUAUGCAAGAAUGAGGUGGAAUCUCAGAGCUGCAGACCUUGUCGCACACAAUGCCGUGAUCAAUGCUGCAGCCAGAGCUGGUGAUGCGGUUCGAGCUCAGCUCUGGUGGGAGCGGCUGGAAGCCUCUGAGCUCCCGGCAGAUGCGACGAGCAUGAACACGGUGCUGGAUGCCGUGGUCCGCGCGGCUCCGGAGGAGGCUUUGGUCUCUUAUCAGAGCUUUCAAAAAGUGGGGAGUCGGAGAGAAAUGGCGUGGCCAACAGAAGUGACGUUUGCCAUCCUCAUGCGCCCCUUCGCCUUAGGAGGGGACCUGAAAGGCGUGGACCGCCUGUGGCAGCAGAUGGUCAGCGAUGGCAUCCGGCCACAGCCCUGCAAUCUCUGGGCAGUCCUCUCCGCUUGCGCCAACUCAAACCCGAUGUUGCCAGACACGGCUGUGCAGCGAUAUCAGGACUGGGUGCAACAGGGCGGCAGCACUGAUCGUCAUGUUGUUUCCGCACUCCGCGCCGCUUUGGGCGAGACGAAGCUCAAAAGGACCAAAAUAUGGUCAUCCUGGGGCAGCUACCGGGGCCCCUAUUGGCCUGUUGGGGAUUCUUAUACAAAUCGUUUCACUACUUAG